This is a messenger RNA of Equus caballus (horse), 4598 nucleotides long. It is a transcript of the gene CCDC85C, whose product is annotated as coiled-coil domain containing 85C. Lineage: Eukaryota; Metazoa; Chordata; Mammalia; Perissodactyla; Equidae. Gene Ontology annotation, cellular component: apical junction complex. The record is from RefSeq and is a predicted model, not a curated record.
AGCGCAGCCCCGGCGCGGGGAGCGCCGGCCGGGCGAGGGCGCGGGCGAUGCCGCGGUGACGGCCCCGCCAUGGCAAAGCCCCCGGCGGCGGCGGCGGUGGCGGCGGCGGCGUCGGAGGAGCUGAGCCAGGUGCCGGACGAGGAGCUGCUGCGCUGGAGCAAGGAGGAGCUGGCGCGGCGGCUGCGGCGCGCCGAGGGCGAGAAGGUGGGCCUCAUGCUGGAGCACGGCGGCCUGAUGCGCGACGUGAACCGGCGGCUGCAGCAGCACCUGCUGGAGAUCCGCGGCCUCAAGGACGUGAACCAGCGGCUGCAGGACGACAACCAGGAGCUACGCGAGCUCUGCUGCUUCCUCGACGACGACCGGCAGAAGGGGCGCAAGCUCGCGCGCGAGUGGCAGCGCUUCGGGCGCCACGCGGCCGGCGCCGUGUGGCACGAGGUGGCCCGCUCGCAGCAGAAGCUGCGCGAGCUCGAGGCGCGCCAGGAGGCCCUGCUGCGCGAGAACCUGGAGCUCAAGGAGCUGGUGCUGCUGCUGGACGAGGAGCGCGCGGCGCUGGCGGGGGGCGCGGGCGGCGCGGGCGGCGGCGGCGGCGGCGGCGCGGGCUCCCGCAGCUCCAUCGACAGCCAGGCCAGCCUGAGCGGGCCGCUGGCGGGCGGCGCGGCGGGCGCGGGGACCCGCGACGUGGGCGACGGCAGCAGCACGUCCAGCGCGGGCAGCGGCGGCAGCCCGGAUCACCACCACCACGUCCCGCCCCCGCUGCUGCCCCCCGGGCCGCACAAGGCCCCCGACGGCAAGGCUGUAGCCACGCGCAGGUCCCUGGACGACCUGUCGGCGCCACCGCACCACCGAAGCAUCCCCAACGGCCUGCACGAUCCCUCAUCCACCUACAUCAGGCAGCUGGAGACCAAGGUGAAGCUGCUGGAGGGUGACAAGAUCCUUGCACAGCUACCCCGCCCCUACGGCCGCCCAAGAAGCUGGCUUCAGCAGGCGGGCUCCGGAGAGUUCCGGACGCUGCGGAAGGGCUUCUCCCCGUACCACUCGGAGUCCCAGCUUGCGUCCCUGCCACCCUCCUACCAGGAUUCCCUGCAGAACGGCCCAGCCUGCCCCGUCCCCGAGCUGUCCUCGCCCCCUGCCGGCUACAGCUCUGCAGGACAGAAGCCCGAGGCUGUGGUGCAUGCCAUGAAGGUCCUGGAGGUGCACGAGAACUUGGACCGGCAGCUCCAGGACAGCUGUGAGGAGGACCUGAGCGAGAAGGAGAAGGCCAUCGUCCGCGAGAUGUGCAACGUGGUCUGGAGAAAACUGGGAGAUGCCGCCAGCUCCAAGCCCUCCAUCCGGCAGCACCUGUCUGGGAACCAGUUCAAGGGGCCUUUGUAGGGCUGUUCCUCCAUGGAUGUGGACUGGCCCUGCCCGCAGAGCCCAGACAUGGGCAGGCCCUCGCGCCGUCUUUUUCUGUGGUGAAUUGUACAUAGGACGCCGCCCACUGUGGCCCGGCUGCCGUGGGUCCAACGCAUCAACGGUCGGGCCUCCAUCCCCCGCCUCUCACACACCAGCAAACUGGGAAGAUAAGAAGCUGCUGACUGUUCCCCGCGCGGCAGAGCGGCCUGGAGCCUCGUUCCUGCUCUGGGGCUGGCGCUCUGGGCCCCACUGGUGAGAGGCCCGGGAACCAGCCCAGGCUGUGCCCAGCUUUGAUGGAGGGGCACCUCCUCAAGCCCUCCACCCCCCUAGCUGCCACCGGCACUGGACAGAGGCCACUGGCAGCUGGCCCUGAUGCAGGGGCCCUACUUCUCGCCCACCUGCUGUGGCCUGAACGCUGGCUCACCAAGCACUGGGGCCCCUGAAAGAUGCACAAGGAAACUCACCGUGUCCAUGGCUGGCUGGAGGCUCUGAGGCCCUUCCUGUGGCCUCUGUGCCAGCCCCUCUGUGGCCAGCUGCUGCUUGUUUUUAGAGUUGAUGCCCCCCCCCCCCCCCCGCCGCAAACUCUCUGCAAUGUCCCCUUGCCCUGUGCCAGGUGGUGCCCUGUCUUUGGGUCCCUCCUGCCCAGUGCCUGCAGCAUCCCCAAUUCUGUGGUUCCCAGGCUGGGCCAGGAACGUAGGAAGGCCCUGUGGAGAGUCUCUGGGCUGAGCCACAUGCUCUUUCUCUCCAGAUGGGUAGCACUGGGCCAUGGCUGCACCUCUGGCCAGCUGCAGUGGCCCCAUCCUAGGUCACUGUGGACAGAGCUGCAUGGCCUCAGAUGACAAGAAUUCUGCCCUCCUUGGAAGGAGCCUGACCUGGCUCUGGCUUUAAUUUGCUGUGUGACCUUCAGCAAGUCACUCAGCCUCUAUAGGCCCCUGGUGGAAAAAUAUGGCCUCAGUGGUUCGUUCAGCUGUGCUCACCAUUUGAGGCCAUCAGCUCUGUCGGCCUGUGCCCUCGUUCACAGCACACACACGGAAGGGGUCCGCCUGCUGGAGAGGCCGCGGGCCGCGUGGGCUGGGCGGAGCUGGGGCCCCAGCGAGUUCUGCUGCCUCAUCGCGGGCGGACGGUCACCUCCCCUCUCUGAGCCUCAGUGUCCUCCACUGUAGAAUGGGCAGCAGAAUGCCCUCCUUGCAGGGCUCUGGGGAUAAUGAGACCAUCAGUGUAAAUGACCAUGUACAAACUGUAAAGUGCCAUAGGUCAGUUUCUGUGUGUGGCGGGAACAUGAGGCCCAGGGGGAUAAGUGAUCUGUGGCACAUUACAAAUGAGAUCCCAGACCCUGGAAGGAGGUAUGGUCACCAUUAAUGCUGUCAUAACCAGUCCUGGUGUCCACUCAUGUUUGUCCAGUUCCUCACCCAGCCUCGGACUUCAUCACUCUUCCCGUGGUACUGAGCACUGCAUGCAGCAAGCACUUGAAGAGCCCAGAGAGGUGCCUUCACAUCAGGCGGGCCUUGUCCAGGCCCAUGUGAGGGAUGGGGCCCAGGCAUGGGGGUGGAAGGGGCCACCCUGUCCCUCUCCCCAGUGGGGACUCUGAGCAGUUCCUGCGGUUCGCCAUUGGCACCGCUGCGUUGUACACUCUCAGGCGAAAGGCUCGUGGCCCUCAUCGUACCCAGGGGUGCUAAGUAGGUGACAGGCUUGUUCCUCUUGCCCUGGGUAUUACAGGGAGCUCUGGGCUCUUUCUGGAAGGAGCUUACCAUCAGGUCAGGUGGUGAGCUCCCUGUCACUAGGGGUGUGCACUUGGAGCUGGUGAACAUCCUUGGUCAUGGUACUGGGCAAUUCUUGCUCAAGUGGGCAGUGAGGGCAGAGGCCCCCUCUGGGUCUUGGAGUCCAGAGAACCACAGAGCAGCCCCAAGGGGGUGUGGGUCCAUUUUGGGUGGGAGCCAAGUCUCGGAGCCCAUUCAUCAUGGCUGGGUUGGGUUGGCUUGGCCACCCCUGAAAAUAAGCAAUAAGUAAGCGCUCCUGGUAUCUGCAAACCUCCUGCAGACUGUCCCCGGGAAGAACAGCCUUGAAGGGCCCUUGCCCCUCUGCAGGGGAGUGACUGUCCCUCACGCUGCGGGGGUGUCCAGGUGGAGCACUUCUGGCCCAAGAACCCUCCUGCCUGCCGUGGAGGUGGCACAAGCCAGGUGCAGACGCCUCCUUCCCACCCUUUCACCAACGCUGCACGGGAUGGCUGUCUAGGACAGAACUGUACCUGGGACAGUCAUCUCCCUAACGUAAUAACCUGUUAAAAAAAAAGCCAGCAGCCCUCUCCCUGACCCCACACCCGGGGACAGCAGGCAAUUCAGCAGGAGCCCACAGGCGGGGGAGGGUCCCAGGGGCCUCACCACAGGGGGAGCCGGAGGCCAGCUCAGGGCGAUUCCCAGCUCUGCCACUGUUAGUGUGCUAGUGUACGUAGGGGGACAUGGGGCGACCCUCCUCCCCGCCGGAGCCUUAGGGCUGGAAGCACGUGGUCGGGGUGGGGUGUUGCCGAACUUGGCGUCCUUUCAUAAAGGUCCCUCUCUGUCUCACAAACUGAUUCUAGAGCCUGAAGCCCAGUGUGACACCUGUACUGUGGCUUCAGUUCCCACUGUGACCGAGGCCACCCUUCCAGCCUCACCUCAGGUGGCCAAGACCAUCCUGGAAUCGGAAUCUGCUGAGCACAUUUUUUAGGGUGGCACAUUUUUAUCCAAAAGUUAUUAGCUACACAUCAGUGUUUAAAGAGAAGAAAGUGACCUUUCAUUUUUUUUCCUUGAAAACUUGAGAGGAAACAACAUACUACUGAUUUUUUUUUUUAAAGAUACAAAGUAAAUGCAUGACUGCAGAGCGGUAGAGGUGUAUAUUUUUCAUAAUGUGGGGGGAAGUAUUUGUGCUGCUUUCUGGAAACGGGCUGGAACGUCUGGUUCCUGUCCCCGGCCGGCAGCCAUGCUCUAUUUUCUGUAGAACGUGACGCCGUGAGAACGGGCCAGCCCCUCCCCGGCUCCGGGCAGAGCUGGGACUCCUGUGCCCGUUUCUACCUUCUAUCGAACCACUUUGAUUUGAGAAGAGAAAAAGAAAUAGAACUUUUUGAUAGUGUGGUAAAAACAUUGAUUUGAACUAUUUUAGUAAAAGGAGUAACAGAGAAUUGUGAUAGUGUCUACUUUGCGCUAGAUAAAUAAAGGCUCUUUGCAAGCCUC